Molecule: messenger RNA, 1116 nt
Organism: Terrapene triunguis (Three-toed box turtle)
Lineage: Eukaryota; Metazoa; Chordata; Testudines; Emydidae
Gene: ENKUR
Product: enkurin, TRPC channel interacting protein
Exons: 6
Coding region: 127-900 (257 amino acids)
Cellular component (GO): acrosomal vesicle
Molecular function (GO): calmodulin binding
Source: RefSeq, a predicted model, not a curated record
UCCACACAGGCGUUACUAAGCAAUAGUUUCCCAUAGCAACUGAAGAGACAACAGUAGGCAAAUCCCUAGUAGCAUCAUCUUCUCUGAAGCGGGACCAAGCGGAGCAAGGGCCCCAUCAGGCCAAGGAUGACAGCGCUGUGCGCCCAAGAGAGCAUAUAUAAUCUCCUACCCCGGGUGGAGGAGAAGCCUAUCAAACUACCAAGAUAUAUAUCAACAUUUAGACCAUCUGUGAAACAUGAAAUAGAAGAAAAUAAAGCUCCAUGGAAAACUAUGGGACCAGCAAAAAUUGAAGUACCAUCUCCAAAAAACUUUCUUCAGAAACAUUCAAAGGAACCAAAGCUACCAGACAGAAAAAGAGAUGAAGGAAGAAAGAGGUUACUAACAAUACCAUCAGUGCCACACGUGACAGAUCACCCACUUAUGGGAAUUCAAAGUAAAAAGAAUUUCAUAAAUACAAAUGCAGCAGAUGUUAUCAUGGGAGUGGCUAAGAAGCCUCAACCUAUUUGUGUUGACACAAGACAAGGAAACAAAUAUCUCCUUGAAACUUCAGGACUUGUCCCAAAAUACAUUAAUAAAAAGGAUUAUGGUCUUACUCCCAAAUACGUAAUUAAGCGAAAUGAGGAAGUAAAGAGAGCCCAAGAAGAGUAUGAUGCCUAUGUCAAGGAGACUCUGAGGCAAAAAGCCAUGAAACGGCUCUCUGAUGAAGAAAGGGAAAGUCUCCUACAGGGUCUGAAAAAGAAUUGGGAAGAGGUACAUCAUGAGUUCCAGGGCCUUUCUGUAGAAAUAGACACCUUACCAAAGAAGAUCCAUAAAGAAAGGCUGGAAGCACAGAUGAAACAACUGGAACAUGACAUUAAUAUAAUUGAGAAGCACAAAAUUAUCUAUAUUGCAAAUAAGUAAGAACUGCCUUGCAAAGAAUUUUUUUUACCCUGAGAAGAAAAUGUAGAUGCCUAGAAGAAGGAAAUGAAACAAGUCCACCUUAUUCAGAGAAAGAGAAAUAGCUAUUUUAUACAAAUAUAAUAGAAUUUUAGCAAGUUGUUACAUUUAAGGAAUUUUUCAACUGUAUAAUUCACAUAUUUUUUCAAAUAAAAUUCUAUAUUAUUUUCAUUUUCAAUA